Pocillopora verrucosa is the source of this 1820-nucleotide messenger RNA. Its product is annotated as histone-lysine N-methyltransferase KMT5B-like. Lineage: Eukaryota; Metazoa; Cnidaria; Anthozoa; Scleractinia; Pocilloporidae. Gene Ontology annotation, cellular component: nucleus. The record is from RefSeq and is a predicted model, not a curated record. Gene Ontology annotation, molecular function: histone H4K20 methyltransferase activity; protein binding.
AAUGUCGCUACGCGUAAGCUUGGAAAUAUGAAAAUGUUCGUCGUUUCGUAGACAACUUUCACGGGUUAAAGCUUUGUAUUUCCCGGUUUUUGUAGGACGAUAUCUAGGUCAGUAAAUCCAGUGGUAAAUCUGAAAGGAAAAAGUGAUGGUUAUGAACAACGAAUCGCAAAAAACAGGAUCGCCAACGCAAGCACGACAACUUGCCGAAAGCGACGACAUUGCAAGUAGUUUAGUGUUGGACUCUAUGCUUGGCUUUACCACUCACAAAAUGGCAGCACGAUUUCGGCCUCUUAAAGUCGAUCAAGAAGUGGUGAAGAAGGCGCUUGAAAGAUAUCGUCAGGAUUGGGAUUUGGAACAAGCCUACAACGAAAUCGUCUUCAACGCCGGGGAUUGGGGAAGAUGUUACUUCAUCACCAAAUCUAAACCUCAAAUUGCGGCUUUCAAAGAACAUGUCUUCAGAUACAUUGGGAUAUUCAAUAAAAAUUCUGGUUACAAAGUUGUGCCUUGCAGUCGUUAUUCAGGAGAAGAUAAUGGAGCAAAAGUGGUGGCUACUUGUGAAUGGAAUAAAGGUGACAAGCUGCCUUAUCUGUGUGGAUGCAUUGCAGAAAUGAAUGAGGAGGAGGAAAAGAAGUUACUCCGCCCAGGAGAGAAUGACUUCAGUAUCAUGUUCUCCUGUAGGAAAAAUCUAUCACAGCUUUGGCUUGGUCCUGCAGCCUACAUUAACCAUGACUGCCGUCCCAAUUGCAAGUUUGUGUCCACUGGUAGAGAAACUGCCUGUGUUAAGGUAUUACGAGACCUUGAGCCUGGAGAAGAGAUUACUUGUCACUAUGGUGAUGACUUUUUUGGUGACAAAAACUGUAACUGUGAAUGUGUGACGUGUGAGAGACGAGGUGAAGGUGCCUUCAAGUCUAAGGUUAAGACUGUUGACAAGAAACAGAAGUACAGUUUUAGAGAAACAGAUAAAAGAUUGAAGAGACUGGCACGACGAAUGACAGACACAUUCCUUGAUGUUGAUAAUGAUCCUUCACCAAAAGUGCUGCCACCCCCUGAGGAAGGCGAAGCAGCAAAGAAUUUUCAGGAGGAGAUUGAUUGUUUGAUUUCAGUUGACCUACACACAGUUGACAGAGCUGAUGGGGUAGACACUUCAGCUGCUAUUCCUGCUCACAAGUACUACUCUAAAACAAAUAGACCCAAACCAAGAACAAGUGUCACAAUUGGCUUGGAUGAACUGAAUGUUGGAAGGAGAAAACGAAGGAAAAAGGGCCCAAAAUUAUGCAUGCCAACAAAGCGUAAAAGAACAAGACACACUUUCGCAAGUGCAUAUGAAGAGGUCCCCCCAGACAGCAUAUGCAAGUACAUUCCUCCUGUGCGACAUGUUUCGGUAGACAGUGGUGUGGACAUUACAGACAAUGUUGAUGGUGAAUUAAUCGCAUAUGCUGAUAAAUAUAACACCAUCGUGGAUGAAGUGGAUUGUUUUCCUUCAAGAACAUUGGGAAAAUCAGUUGGUACAUACAUGUUGUCUGGGAGACAUGUGCCUGUUGAUGUCCCAAUGAACUCUUUUCCAUUGUUUAGAAAUAGUGCUAGUUAUAGAUGCCCAUGCUGCCCUUAAUCUUUUUUAUGUGUUGUUAAGUGCAGUAAUGUCGCAAAGGACUUACUCUAUCACAAUAUUCAUUCUUACUCUAAAUACAACGUACCUGAGGAUUGUAGCUUCAACCAUGUUUUUCUAGUUCUUAAGUGGUCAAAUGAGACUCAGUAUGUAGUUAAAUGUGCAAUGAAUUGAAAAAACUCCAAGUUGUAUGUAAUAAAACAUGGCUCUUGCA